Cicer arietinum (chickpea) is the source of this 1258-nucleotide messenger RNA. RefSeq names its product transcription factor bHLH30-like. The record is from RefSeq and is a predicted model, not a curated record. NCBI's taxonomy places the organism in Eukaryota, Viridiplantae, Streptophyta, Magnoliopsida, Fabales, Fabaceae. Gene Ontology annotation, biological process: regulation of DNA-templated transcription. Gene Ontology annotation, molecular function: protein dimerization activity; DNA-binding transcription factor activity.
AAACAUAAUUAGAAGACGAUAAUCUCAGUCAUGACACAUCAAAGGUGGGUUCAAGGUUUGUGCUUUAUUUUUGUUUCCCCUUUUCAACCACAGGGUCCUUUUAUCCCCUUUUCAUUUUAUUCCUUGUGAUAAAGUGUAAACCAAACUUCUCUAUAAACCCUUUUAACCUUCCUUUUCUGUUAUCCCUUUUCUCAGUCAUAACAGACAAAACAAGAAAUCGAAAAAAAAGGUUGCAAAUCAUAUACCUCAAACUUAUCUCACAUCAAAAUAUUCUCAAUAUGAAGCUUUAGUGAUUCAUUGGAUAUACUUCUCAGACAUAAAACAGAGAAAAAUUAAAAGAAGAUGAAAAAGGAAGAAGAUCAAGGACAGUGUUCUUCUCAAAACAUUAAAACCUAUGAAGAACAAGUAUUCCUCCAGCAACAAAACAGUAAUCAUAUGAAUAUGUUUGGAAGAGGAAAAAGGUUGAUGUUCCCUGAAGUUUCUCCAAUCUUGCAAACACAACCAUUAUUUCUUGUCCCUCCUACAACACCUUCUUCAUUAUUACCUUACACAAGCUUUUUCAAUUCAAGGGUUCCAAUUCCAUCUUCUUCUCAUACCUUUGUGGGAAAUCCAUAUGGAUUGAUCCAACCUGAGUAUGGUAGUAAAAUUAGUGCUCAAGAAAUGAUGGAAGCUAAAGCUGUUGCUGCUUCUAAGAGUCAUAGUGAAGCUGAAAGGAGACGCAGAGAGAGAAUCAACAACCAUCUUGCUAAACUUCGAACCUUGUUGCCUAACACAACCAAAACAGAUAAGGCUUCGUUGCUGGGUGAAGUGAUUGAACAUGUGAAGUUACUGAAACGUCAAACAUCGUUGAUAGCAGAAACAAGUGAAGUGCCCACUGAGUCUGAUGAGUUAAUUGUGAACGGUGGCGAUGACCAGAAUGGUAAGUUUAUGAUCAAAGCCUCUUUAUGUUGUGAAGAUAGAUCUGAUCUUUUACCCGAUCUCAUCAACACUUUAAAAUCUUUACGGCUUCGAACCCUCAAAGCCGAGAUUACCACGCUCUCUGGGCGCGUCAAGAACGUCUUGUUCGUUACUGAAAGUGAAGAUAGUGAUUAUUCAAAUGGAGAGGAACAGCAGUAUGCAUGUAUUAACUCAAUACAAGAAGCGCUUAAGGCAGUGAUGGAAAAGAGUACGGAUGAAUCUAUUUCUGGAAAUGUUAAGCGCCAAAGGACUAAUAAUAUUAUUCAAUAUGAAAAUUAAUUAAUUUUCUUUUUUAUUUUAA